GGGGAUGCAGAUUCAGAUCCAGUACCAGAGUUUGAUCUGUCUGUGGAUGAGCUGGUUCGAUCCCUCAAUGUAACAGUAGCAACUGGAGACCACAUAUACCAACCGGCUCGCUCAUCUGAUGUAUACACCAGGUUGUGCUACAGACACACAGAUGCAGAAUGCUCCAACCUUUCUGCUCUUUUUACUAUUGACACCAAUAAGAAUCGGUCAGUGACUCUCAGUUUCCCCUACCUGCUACCCUGUGUCUGUGUACAGGUAUAUUACACACACCUAGACGCAAGGCGAACCACAGUUUGCCCGUUUGUGAAUGGCUCAUUAGAUGGGGGUAGAGACGUGUGGCCCUCCAGUAAGGUGACUCUGUAUGGUUCAAGCGUGGCCUGGAGUGCCCUGUGUCCUGCUGCUUACCUGAAGCCCUCUGCCUCCCUCUGCUGGCGACACCAGAGAAACACACCACAAUGCACUCCCAUCCUAAACUCCACACUGGAGGACAUGGAGGAGAAGGGAGAUCUGAAGUAUAAUGUUUCUGCUGUGGAUAAACACCCUCAGAUGUGUGUGCAGUUUUCCUUCAGAGGCAGCCAUGAUGUCCACUGUCCAUUCCAGCCAGAGAGACCACAAGACCACAGUGAUAGAAGUACUGAGAGACCACAAGACCACAGUGAUAGAAGUAUGUCUAAGUGGGAGGCAUAUGUUGGUCCUGGUUCACAAAGUCUCUGUGUCUAUCUCACCUCCACUAUCCCAGCAUCCUUUGCUGCACAACUCUGUGUCUGGCAGGAGAAAGGAUGUGUGUCCAGAGGAGCUAUCUACUUCGUAAACAUGGGUGGGGGCAGCAGAGAGACACAGCUGAACCUGCCCUUAUCAUCCCUGACUGAGGGUCUAUGUGUGCAGGUCUGGCGGUCAGAUCCUGCACAGUAUGGGAGGAGACUACUGUGUCCUGACUAUUCUAACAGGAGACGGGGUCUCUAUGCUGUUGCUGUCUUGACACUUCUGGUUACUGUGGCAAUGCUGGGAAGCCUCAUCCGCUAUGUGACCAAGAAGGGAGUCACAGGUUGGCUAUUCAUCCAGAGGCCUGUGUUGUUGGUGUGUUCGUCAGAGCAGUCAGCCCAUGUGUCUGCCGUGUGCGCUUUGGCCUCCUUCCUACAGGGGGAGUUGUGUGCUGAAGUGCACAUGGCUUUGUGGACCCAGAGCUCCAUUGGGGCUUGUCCUGGGGCUGUGGAGAGGUCUUGGGCUGGGGUGGCUGAGCUGGGCCCUGUGCCCUGGAUGUAUGGACAGUGGGAGGCAGUCAGAGAGGCAGGAGGCCAGGUGCUGAUCGUAUGGAGCGCAGUGGCUAAGGAAUCCUACAGGAGCUGGAGAGAAGAGAGGGAGGGAGGGGAUAGGAGGGAGGGGGGAAAGACAGGAGGGAGUAAACGAGAGGAGAUGCAACAAGGGGAAAGGGGAGGAGAAAAAAUGGAAGAACUUGAGAAAACAAGAGUGGAACAGGAGCAAGCAGGAAUGAAGAAAAGAGAGGAAUGGAAAGAGGAGAGUAGGAGUGGAGAGGAGAGAGAGCCCUCCUCAGUGACAGGGCCAGUGUUCAGGGCUGCCCUGUCCUGUCUGCAGGGGGCACGACAGGGGGCAAGCAGGGUCAACGGCUUCACCAUUGUCUACUUCCAGGGCCUCUGUCACAGUCAAGACAUCCCCAAGGACCUCCGAGGAGUCCCACGCUACUGCCUGCCUCGGGACUUCGGAGGCCUGAUACGUGAGCUGGAUGUAACCGUUAGAGGGAGGAACAGUGUGAUUGGCAGCUGGGAUUGUUGGCCCAGACUCCUUUCCAAAACACUGUCACUUUGUUUGGCACGACGACUAACUCACAGGCUCAGAGUGUGGUUGUCACAGGAAGAGGAGGGGCUAAAACCGAAAUUAUCACAGGAAGUGAUAUCAGAGAGGACACUGAACAGGCAUGUGUUGUCACUGUCAAUUAAUGAGGAGAGGACAGAGCCAAGCACUUUGCCGCAGAAGGAGUUGCUCAGCGGGUCACCAUGGCAAUAAAGCAGGGCAUCUCAGGUUUCACCAUUAUACAGGGGCCAGACUUUUGUCUUGACUGUAACAUGAGGCAGAGCACAUGGGUGGUGUAGUGACCCAAACAGUGGAGCAGAGACACUGAGCAUUUCAUAGGGCUUAUUACCAAAGUCAAAGGGGGUAUUGAUAAAACUAGUAAGAGAACUUACCACUUGAUUUGCCUAAUGGUGAAGAGUAGGUAAAUAUUCUCCUCUGGGCUACAUCCCCCAUAUGACCACAGUUUAUGCUUUUUAUGCUGAGUGUACAGUUUGAACAAGAACGUAAAGCCACACAUCAGCCUUAUCUAAGUGGGUAUGCCUGAAAGUCAGGUUGUAACUCCAACUUGGUGUAUAGAACUGGAUACCCUCACCACAGGUGCUCCAGUGAAGAGAAAGGAUAUACUUCAUCAUUCCCAAUGUCAACAGUAGAUGAUCAAAUAAUAGGAUAUAUUUGCUCUGAGGGCACAUACUGUACAUCCAAGCUGUUGUUUUACCCAAGCCUCGACUUUCCACAUGACUGUCAGAUCCUUUCAAGAACAUUUCAAAAUGUAUUUGUACUGAAGUACACAGCAUCAACGUGCCCCAUCUUGAACCAGCACCUGUCCAUCUCUCAAAUGGUUGGCUGUAGAACUGCUUGGUUAUGCACAGUGCCAUAGAGGAUUAUGGAUGCUAUAUUAUCUAUGUAUGGGUAUAGGGACCAUUCCUACACUGUGAUGACAUGAACUGGAGCGGGAUAGGCCAGCUCUAUAGCAACCGGUCUACUCCAAUGAGCUGCUAUGGACUGUGUACUGUAACCUACUGUAUAUAAGAAAUAGACACCUUAGUGACUCAUUCUUUAGUCCAAGGAUAUUAUGGUUUUAAUUUAACAUUUUAAUAAUUUAAGACUUUGUUCUCAGAAUAUUUCACUUCGCAGUAUAUAGUUAUUAUCAACAUAGCAUUCAACAAAGAUAAAAUUACUUCUGUAUUAAUAAUGUAUUUUCUCAUUGCACCUCUUAUUAAUUCAGAUAGCCUUUUGUUCAAUUAAAAUGAAUAUUUAAGCGUUGAUUUACUUAAUGGGCACACAUAGUACAGACUUAGAGCCUGUUAUAGUAUCAAAGCCUGACAUUUAUCAUUUGAAUAUAAGAAAUUAGCAGAUGCUUUUAUUCAAAGCAGUUUACAGUCAUGCGUGCAUACAUUUUAUGUACAGGUGGUCCCAGGAAUCGAACCCCCUAUCCUGGCAUUGCAAGCACCAUGCUUUACUAACUGAGCUACAGUUCUUUAAUACUAUAAUACUGUUAGUAAGCCCCUUCAGAUUGGCAGUGAACCAAUACUAUUCAAAUAUCACCAACGACUCACAUUCCAUUCUCCCACCAAGUCAGUGAAGCCACUGGCGUCAACGGUAGACUGUAUGCAAAGCAUCUGGAGCCUUAUACCAUAACACAGAUGUUUUCCAGCCAAGCUUUUGACUAGUAGGUUGUGUUUGUACAUAAGCAGUUAACAGAGGCAGAGCAGUUUUCAUUAAAGUUUAAAGGGGCAAUAUGUCAUUAGUACAUACAUUUUUAGACUUAUACAUUAAUUAUAUAUACCCAUUUAUUCUUGAAGAAUAUAACCUAAUAAGGCCUCAUGAGCUUAGUUCAACUGGCAUACCCCAUCAGAAACCCAAAUAAUAUUUUGCUUGUUUUACUCCACUUUUUAAACCUUUAAAAAAAAGGUUAUUGUAAACAUACACUGCAUAACCUAGCCUCAAAACAUGGUUAAAACGAUGGUCAGCUCUUGCAUCCAUAGCUCUGUCUAGGAAUUUGAGAGUGGUUAUGUUUCUCCAGGCCCAUCCCUCAGGUUGUUUACUGAGAUAGUGGCGGGGAAACGCUUUGUUAUUGUUUGAACUGCAGAUUUCCCCCUUUAAAAUGAACUGUAUUCAGAACAAAUGUUUAUGCGUUUACCCUAUCUAUCAUUCUACCAUUGUGUGUGGGCUUAUAAGUGCCUGUUGCAUACAGUUUGAAAUGCUCUUUUGUAAAAUAAAAUAAAUGUGUAUUAUUUUGUAAAUAUCCUUCACUUUGGUAUUAGCUGUUGGCCUCAUAAAAAUAACUUCUGCAUUUAUGCCGUCUAUAGACAUUAUUGUUCUAUGUAUUAUCUAUGGUAAGUUUGUCUUAAAGUCCAUCAUGCUUAUCUUUAUGACAGCAGCUAAGCAAACAUACAUCAACAUUAUUUCCUCAGGCAUCUGUGUGGAAAAGCUGCCUAUUUAAAGCUUGUCAACAUUGCAGGUGUGUGAUGAUAGGUGCUCUCCAUUAAACUGAACUCAGAACAACCUGUAAAUUCCGCCCCACUCAACCGAGUGAUGUUAUCAGUAAAACAAAUGAGCUGACAGCUGGUUGAUGUUGCGAAACAACAAGCCAGACUUACAGGACUGAUCAGCU
Messenger RNA from Salvelinus fontinalis (brook trout), 4423 nucleotides. RefSeq names its product interleukin-17 receptor E-like. NCBI's taxonomy places the organism in Eukaryota, Metazoa, Chordata, Actinopteri, Salmoniformes, Salmonidae. The annotation marks the transcript as partial. Gene Ontology annotation, molecular function: interleukin-17 receptor activity. The record is from RefSeq and is a predicted model, not a curated record. The transcript has 11 exons.